Patiria miniata (bat star) is the source of this 10217-nucleotide messenger RNA. Its product is annotated as lysine-specific demethylase 2B-like. Lineage: Eukaryota; Metazoa; Echinodermata; Asteroidea; Valvatida; Asterinidae. The record is from RefSeq and is a predicted model, not a curated record. The transcript is spliced from 19 exons. Gene Ontology annotation, molecular function: protein binding; zinc ion binding; DNA binding. Gene Ontology annotation, biological process: protein demethylation; regulation of transcription by RNA polymerase II. The coding region runs from base 3046 to 6573 and encodes 1175 amino acids.
AUGCAAAUAUAAAAUGAAAUAUUGUAUUAGAAUUUAGUAUUUAGUAUUAGAAUCCAUACAUGUAAUUGGAUCACAGUUUUAUCAAAAUCAUAGAAGUUAGUUUCAUGAGUGACCUACGCUGGUGUAUUAAAUAAGACGCCUGCAUCAUGGCACAUCUCAUGGAUGAGUACACCUCUUAUUCUAGCUAUCUAGAGAAAUAUACCAAGUGACUAUGCUUUACAUCUUCUUGCUGGUGCAAGACGGUCCUCCUUUGGCAAUGAGUCAGUUGCAUGAUGCUCCUCCUUUGGCAAUUGCAUUUGCAAGAUGCUCCUUCUGCAGAAUGGCGCAUCUCGUGGAUGAGAAAAAUAUAACAAUUUAUAACACUAGGUUUCACACGUAACUGGGACACCACAAGACACCAUCUUAAGUGUGAAAUAUAACAAAUGGUCAUAUAUUUUUUUGUUUCUCAGCAUUGCUGUCUUGUUGUUUUCUUAUCCUUUCAUUUACUGGACAGAAUUUUUAAAAUACCAAGGAAAAGUAAACAAUGUGACCAUUGAAGACAUUUACACACAGCAGAAUUGGUUUAACACGUAACAGGGCCACGGGGAUGUACACAAAAUGUCACCAUAAUAAACCAUAAUAUUGGGGAACAUUCAUCACAUCUUAACAUUUAUUUCUUUAAAAAUUGUAUAUCAUGUUGAAACCGAGUUGGCACAUCCACCAUUUUGACCUGAAAAAUGGCAUAGUUUUACCUUUUGAGGAGGCAAAAUGUUAAUAUUUUAAGACUGUACAUUUUGUCCCACUUUUUAGCCAAAAAUAUGAGAAUUUUACAUUUCCUAUUUAGUUAAAUUUAAAAAAAAAUACAAUAUUUCCUAUUGGACCCCUAAUUUAUAGAAGACCCAUUUGCUAGAUGAUGAUUCUCCUUUGGCAAUUUGCAGAGGAUGCUCCUCCUGCUUUGGCAAUGACGUAUAUGGAAGACGUUCCUGCUCAUUUGGCUAUGUCAUAUUUGCAGGACGCUCUUCCUAUAUAGACAAUUUACCUUGGAAGAGGCUUCUCAUCCUUUUUGGAAUGACAAGUUUGUAAAAGUUUGUCUUUCGUCCUUUAAUAACCGUGCAGUUGAUUAGUAAUUGCUACUAAAUGAAACGUCUGCCUUGCAAUUGUUUCUUGCAUCCCCAUAAAUAUGAUCACAGUCUGUAGACUUGACCACUUUUUUGAACUGUACAAACUUAGUUCAUUUCAAUUUUUUCUCAACUUUCAUGUUUUUUUUUCAUGAGAGACACUUGUGGUGCUUUCUCACUUGUUUCUUUUUUUUCUUUCUUCUCUCUUUUUUUCCUGUGUUCCUCUUUGCCUUCAUAUCAAGGAACGUGGAUGUUUUAGACCUGCAGUUUAAUGACAAACUCUGGUGAAUUCAGUAUAUUUAUGCUGAGUACAUAGCAAUGGAAAAGCACACUAAAAUGCUAAUAUGUGUUCCAUCCUCAAAAGAAAACCUUAAGUUCCGGUACAUGUGUAUUGGCUCAGGGAUUGAUGUUUUUGUUUUUUUUGACAAUUUGAAACUGAACAGAAUUAUCUCCAAAGUCAAAGACUUUCGUUGCAGUAGACAUACAUGUUUCCUCAUAAUUACACUUAAUUGUACUAAAUCGGUAUUCAAGCUUCAGCAAUCUUGUACAAGCCUUACCCAGUGUUCAUCAUGUGUGGCUGUUUAUCAUUUUUUGUACAUUCCUUCGCUUUGAUAACAUAUUAACUGAUAUCACUUUAGCUGAUGGUCAUUUUCUCAACAACAAAAAUGAAUCGGGAAGGACUUAUAUGUGCCCUUCAGUGGCAGAUCCAGCAUAUUCAGAAGGUGGGGCACAGAAAGUGGAAGCGAAAUUCAAACACACAAGUGCGGCAUAUAUUUGCUUAUGUGGGUGAAAAUUUCUGUCUUUGAAGUGAAUUGAUAAUAACCACUUGACGGUACAAGAAAUUUGGGAAAGACGUAGGCCUACCUCUUCAAAAAACAGAGAGCUGUGAUAAUUGGAGAGGGGGUUGCUGGCUGUGCCCACUCUGGAUCCGCUAUACUGCCUUUUUAUCAUUUUGCUUCAUUCCAAUAUCCCCCUCCCCUUUAAAAAAAUAAUUAUAAUAAUAAAUUAAUUAAUUAAAAAUAAAAAAGUUUUGAACCUAACGAUGUUGGUUCUUUACAAGCAUUAUUUUAUCACAUACGCUGCCAUACUUCCAAAUGACUUUUGUACAAACUUAUCCGCUGUGACACUUGGUUUAUGAAAAAUUAAUGUACUUGAUACAUUGAAAAUCGUAGAACCUGGAUCUUUUGUUGCAUAGCAAAGAAAAGCCCUAAAGGUUUACUUUUUUGUGAACAUAUACAGCUUGUGUUACCUUCACGCUCACAAACUUGUAUACGAAUCAAUCUGCCAUUUGGUUCAAGUUUAUAUACAUGCAUAUCGCUACUGUGUUCUUGUGUACACGAUUAAGUUACAUUUUGGGCAGUCAGUGUUUAUGCAUUGAUAUGUUUAGAUAAAUUUUGACCUUACAGACUUGUAACUACGUGCAUGCAGUAUUGCACUUUUUGUGGGUAUGAUGGAGUAUAUGAAGAGUUUAUUUCUAAAAUGGGAUAUAUCAAUUUAAAAAAGGUUAAACUUUUUCACAGUUGCAAAUCUUUUAAGAAAUAAAAAAUGACAAAACACCUGUUUCUAAACUUAUUUUUUUGCUUUAUUGUAUGCUUAAGAAGUGUUCAAGUAUAUAACAACUGUCGAAAUUUACUUUGGGCAGACUGGACAGAGUGGGAUUCAAAAAGUGAACAAAAUGGCAUAUAUCGCAUUUAACUUUUGGACAUAAACUCUUCAUAUUAUCUCCGUUGUCAAAAGGCUUUUAGGAUAUUUUCAAUUUGCUCUUUUUGCAGCUUGUAUUGAUGGAGUGCACACCCAGUGGAAGAUCUUCAUUUAUCUGCCGAACGAGGACUCCGAUCCACUAGAGAGACAUACAAUGGCAGGAAAGACGAACUUCACUACCAAGUCCCAGUGUGUCAUCUGCAACAGUCUUAAUUUAUCACCUCAGCUGCAGCCAAUUUGAUGAUUCAUGUGUAACCAGCGUGUGAAAGCGAGGCGUCAUUACAAUGAAGGGGAACAUCAGGAUGACGAGAUCGAAGGCAAGAGAACCUGGAAUCUGGAGAAGAAAAUCAAUGAUGAGAAGUUCACUUCCAAGUGGGUGAAGGUCAUGAACGGAGAAGAUUUCACCAUGAAGUUUUUGCAAGAAGGGGGCUUUGAUACUCCAAUGUUGUUCAAGAGCACUGAGGGACUUGGUAUCAAGGUGCCUGGCAAGGAUUUCACAGUCAAUGACGUGAAGUUACACGUUGGGAGUCGGAGGCAGGUGGACGUGAUGGACGUCCACACCCAGAAGGGUGUUGAGAUGAGCAUGGCCCAGUUUGCCAAGUACUACGAGAACAAGGAACGAGAGCAGCUCUACAACGUCAUCAGUCUGGAGUUCAGUCGCACCAAGUUGGAAGAAUUCGUGGAAGCUCCAAGCAUUGUUCGUCAUAUUGACUGGGUUGACAUCGUCUGGCCACAACAUCUCAAGAAAGACCAGCGUGACAGCACCAACACUCUAGCCGAGAUGAAAUACCCUAAAGUGCAAAAGUACUGCUUGAUGAGUGUGGCUGGGUGCUACACAGAUUUCCACAUUGACUUUGGUGGCACUUCGGUCUGGUACCACAUCCUCCAUGGUAAGAAGGUUUUCUGGUUGAUUCCGCCCAGCGAAGACAAUCUGGAACUGUACGAGAACUGGGUCUUGUCCGGCAAACAGUCAGACAUCUUUCUGGGCGACAGAGUCCGAGAGUGCACCAAGAUUGUCCUAGAGGCCGGCUACACCUUCAUGAUACCGAGUGGUUGGAUUCAUGCCGUGUACACACCACAAGACUCCUUAGUGUUUGGGGGUAACAUCCUUCAUAGCUUCCAUAUACACCGUCAGCUACGAGUAGCCCAGAUUGAGGACAGAACCCAUGUGCCCUUUAAGUUCCGCUACCCUUUCUUCUGGGAGAUGAAUUGGUAUGCCCUAGAGCGUUACGUCCACACCCUGACCGGCAAAUCCUAUCUCGCAAAGCCCAAGGCAGAACCAUCGGUGGGUCCUCCAGCUCCAGAGAACUCUGACGAGGGCACAAACGAUUCAUUGGACGUGGAGAGGGAAGUGAAGACUGAGGAUGCUGGAGAGGAGAUGGAGGUAGAGAAGAAAUUCCAUAUCAAGAAAGAGCAGAGUGAUGAUGAUGCGUACUCGGAGGCGGUAGUCAAGGAUGAGACUGCAUCGCUGACCGGAGACAUAGGAGAUGUUGCCUCCCCAGCAGACACAGACAAAACAGAGGAGAUGGACUUGGAGAAGUUUGACAGAACUGAGAUAUCGGCAGAUGACCAAAUUGGUGGCAGCGAUGGGAUGCUACCCAACGGGGAUCACCAUGCUUCAAGUCCCUCAAAGAGCCCUCCCAGGAAUGACACCUCUGACAUGCACAGUGUGAAAAUUAAAUCUGAGCCCCUGGACGAAAACCAGAGUGAUGCAGACGGAUCGGAACACUCGUUGAAGCCAGUGGUUAAGCAGGAGCAGGAAGAGUUCAAAGUAGAACCCAACCAGGAGGAAGGCACAUCAACUGAGAUACAGAGGCGAUCCCAUGUCAACUUGUGUCGACACGAGUUGAUCGGUUUGAGAGUCCUCCAUCACCAGCUGGAGAAUCUACCCCUGGGUAAGCGGAGUGUCCCCGAGCUCAUCACAGACCCAGACGGUUUGCUACAGCAUGCAAAGGAUAUGCUGGCUGAGCAUCUGGAAGAUUCCCAGGUGAUGGCUGUCACGGGAAUACCCGUCCUGAAAUGUUUAAAGUCUACAGACCCCAAAAUACAUAAAACCCCAAGACACAAACUGUCCCUAGCCAUGCGUCCAGUCAGCAAGCGCCUGAGCAACGGUAUCCGACGGCGACGGACGCGCUGCCGGAAAUGUGAGAACUGCCUGAGCGACGACUGUAGGGAUUGCCACUUCUGUAAGGACAUGAAGAAAUACGGCGGUCCUGGACGGAUGAAGCAGUCCUGCGUGGCUAGACAAUGCCUAUAUCCCAUGCUGCCCCACAAUGCCGUAUGUGCCAUCUGCACCCGGGAGGACCGGCCCGGGUCAUCAGGAGUCAAAGGUGACUCUGAGGUCAGCUCCCUGAUGGAGUGCCACCAGUGCUUUGAGAUCGUGCAUCCCGAGUGUCAGGCUAAAGAGUUGGCACCAGAGUACGAGGGAGUGAUCAAUGAGGAUCUGGCCAACAGCUGGCAGUGUCCCAAAUGUGUGGCUAAGAAAGAGACACAGGGUGAAGAUUGUGAAGAGUCCAACCAGAAUGAAAAGCCAACCAAGAGGAAAAAGGAGGAGUGUAGUGCAGAAGACAAACCACUGGACAGACCAAAAAGGGGUCGACCGCCAUUGCAUCGCGCAGAGGUCAAGUCAAGCAGUCGGCUGGGCAUGAGCCGGGGCAUCGGCGGGUACGGCGGCACAAUGGGAUUCUACAAACCGGGUCUGGGUACCAGACAACAACUUCUGGCAAAACAAAAGGUCCGGCAGGCACGGAUCCAGAGAAUGCGUGGGAAGCAGCGACGGAUAAGCCGAGACACCAGGGAAUCCAUCAACCGAAACUCCCCAUCAGAGAUGCCAGACGGAGAGGAAAACACUCCAUCUGAUGAGGACCCCAGGGACAAACAAGAGACGAUUUAUAUGAAGAAAAAAACCCCAACUGUCUUCCCCAAGUUCGUGGUCCGCCCUCUCCCGACCACUCGACCACCUCAGUACUUUGUUCAGACAGAUGGUCGCGAUCAUCCCCUCCAACGAGACAUCUGGCUUAGGAUCUUCCAUCUGCUAAGUCAGAGUGACUUGUGUCGUUGUCUUCGUGUCUGUAAGACUUGGAACUGGUGGUGCUUUGAGUCUUCCCUGUGGCACACCAUCAACGUCUCGAAGGUGCCGCUUGAUAAGUAUGUCUUGGCAGGGAUUGUUCGUCGUCAGCCUAUCUGCCUGGAUUUGAGUGGAUCGGGAGUGACUAAGAUGCAGUUAGCCUGGUUGAUGGCUCGCUUGCCUGCUUUGAAAGAACUCCACUUGGCCAGAGUGGACCUACAGGCUAUCAUUGCGCUCUGCUCGGCUACCUGUCCCCAGCUCUGCCUCUUAAACCUCCAAUGGGUCAGUCUCCAGGAUGGCCACCUGACUACUCUACUCUCACCAAUCAGAGACCACCAUCCAGGGCUUCUUGAUGACCGCACAAAGCUGUGCAAGUUACAGGAGCUGCAAUUGGCUGGAAGCGACAUCACCGAUAUGAGCAUGGAGAUCUUGAUUGAGCAGACACCACUAUUGGCCAGGCUUGACCUUAGCUUCUGUGGGUUGAUGACCAGUCAGGGGAUUGCUACCUUGCUGGCUGAAGACUCGCCCCUGGUUAACACUCUCACAGAUCUGAAUGUCUCUGGAUGCCACAAGCUUUCUGAUGACUGCCUAGUCAGUUUAUCCCGCUGCAGGAAAUUAAAGAAAGUGGUCGCUUGUUCCAUCCCUAGACUCGCAAAGUCACAGUGGCGGGAUUGGGCUGUCAACAAUAGGGUCCAGCUUGAACUGUGAGAGGACUGAUGUAUAUGUCUAGUAUUGGAGUCUGCAAACCUAAGCAUCAUCAUAAGAUGGAAUUUUGCGCCGUGAUGUAAUUCAAAUUAGGUUUUGCCCUUCACCGACGUAUAAACACUGUAUACUCAGUGUGUAACCUCCCGAGUGAAACCUAAGCAUACAUAUGCAGUCUUACGUCCGUGUGUAUGAUGAGAGUUGUAUAAAAAGGUUUUUGGUUUAUUGGUUUCUGAUAGAAGUUGAACAAAACAUGGGCGGACAGAGUGUAACUGUAAGCGUAAUGUGGGUAACCAGCCCUUUUUCUUUCUAACAUCUAGACCUGAAUUUCAUCCACAUUAUGUAUUUGCCCACAUUUAUACUUUUGUUCGGUAGAUAUCUUGUUAAAUAGUCAUUUGAUUAUUGCAAUGUCACUCUAAGGAAUAAAGCCCUAGCCCUCAAUAGGUCUCUCUCAAAGACGGCCAUCUCUGCAGGCAACUGUGGAUUUUACGCAACUGUGGUUACGCAAUCAAGCACGUCGUAUUGCACAGUGUUGAAAAUAUUCCAAACACGCGCGCUUGGUGGUCGAAAUACGAUGCAGCCGAUACUCGUUGUGCAAGUUGACGCUCAAAAUGGCGAUGCGCGUAGCUGGUCUGUAGGAAAUGACAUCAUUUGAGAGAGACCUAUCCUCCAACAUCCUCUUGGCAGAUUUGGAGGAUUCUGGAGCAUUGAGGCUGCUAUAUAUGGCAAAAAGUGUUAGUUGACUUUGGAGGACGCAUUGUGUUCAGUUUGUAGGCUGUACCCAGCAUUGUUAAUGUUUAUGUUCAGUCAUGUAUUGAGGAAAGGAAUUUUGUUUUUGCAAGUUCAAAAUGGCAAUUGGGAUGAGCCCAAUCACCAUGGGUUGAGCCCGAUCACAAAAUAUUUCUUGCUUUGAUAUUAAUUGAUGCCGGUAUUGACGCUGUGCACAGGACCCCCUUAACAGUUUGAAACGGAGAUUUGGGGGAGCAGUUUGAAGGACAUUAGGUUAAAAUUAAAAUUUGAAAUAUGUUGGCAAACAACAUGUGAACACAGCUCUAAUUGGUUUUGUACACAAAUUUCAAUUACGGACUUUCGGUCAAUUGUUGACAUUUGUUUGUGCUUUAACCCUUUUGCCUUAGGUCCACGAUUGUUGGUUUUUACAUACCCACAAUGUGUCCCUCCCAUUAUUAAAUUGGCUCUGUCAAAGCCAUUACAUUUUCCACAAAGUGCAUAUAAUAUCAUCACAGAUCUUCACGUGAUGGAUAUGAAACCUGUGAGACUAGCUUAAACCACGUGCUCUAAAGCAUUGGGAUCUGUUUUAACUCAAUUGUUGAUUUGAGCAGACUGUACAUGUAUCUCAGCUCAGUUGUGAUAUAUCCAUAUGUAACUUGUAUUGAGUAACAAACUUAUAUGAUUUAAUAUAUUAUGCUGCGACCUACUUUUGUAAAAUGAUAAUCAUGCAGCCAUGCAUGCCAUUUUAUCAAUACAAGCAGUUUAUUUUUGGGUGUGUUCGAGUUGCUCAACCAGAUCGACUCUGCUUAAAGGCAGAUGGGUUAGCCAUGAGAGUCGGGCCAAUCGAAAACUCAAACGUGGGCCAUCCUUACGUGACAAAAUGCGCACAGACUGCAAGCCUGAGUCAUUUACUACUUUUCCGUCAGUUGCAAAAAGUGCCAAAGUCGGGCUGGAAUAAGCGGCCUCUUAUUAAAGUCGCAAUGAGUCCCAAGAACGAUGUCAGAGCUAAUUACGAGGCACGGGGCUGACCCAAGUUGACCUGGGUGAGCUACUCGAGCGCACCUUAUACAUUGUGUAGUCAUGGUAAAUCUCUCUUAACCCAAACCCUGCUAAAUGCAACAGAAUGCUCCAGUGGUAAAAAAAGUUGUUGCAAGUUGUUUCAUUCAGCAGUCUCCUGAUCUGAUGCAUUGCACUCCUGCAUUCCGUUGCAUUUGGCAGGGUAGGUACUUGGUACCAAAGACUGGCAUGUAUUAGUUCACUGCAUACUGUUGCAUUUGGCAGGGUGCCUAGAAAAUACCCUGUGGGGCCCAUUUUAAUGCAAUCCUAGCCUUGGUCAAUGCUCUCGUCGUUAUUCGUCCCAUACGCGGUAAUCAAUCAGCGGCAUAUCCUCGGGCGCUAUGCAGUGCAUGUCAUCCGGCCACUAUUAUUAUGCAAAUUAGUUGGAGACAAUCGAGAGCCUUGGUUCAGUCGUCGGCGAAAGCUUAUGUUUUCCAUAUUUUGCGCUGGAUUUCUCGUAUGCCAAUAUAGAUAAGUGUAGGCGGGGCUAAUGUGGAGUGUCCAAUCACGCCUUGGUAAAUCCUGACGUCAUCAAAUUAUUUGCAGCUCACGCCUUUUGCUGACGUGACCACAUUUUUUGUGCAUUGGUGCCGUGUGCAGAGACACACAACAUACAUAUGUAUGGUGCCACGUUUCACUGCUAUGCAAGUUUUCACGCAAUGAUCGACCAAUAAGAAAACAACAUUUAAGGUCAGCUUAGACUAUUAGCAUAAUGAGCAGUAACCAUAAAACCUCACAUGGACGAUUGAACCAAGGCUCUCGAUCGUCUCCAACUGAUUUGCAUAAAAAUAGUGGCCCCAUGAGGUAGCUGUUCGCGCUGUAUUUUUACAUGCACUGCAUAGCACGCGAGGAUAUGCCGCUGAUUGAUUACCGCGUACGGGACGAAUAAUGACGAGAGCAUUGACCAUUAAGGCUAAUGCAAUCCUUGAAAUGUACUGUUUUAUAUAACACCCAAGUAAAUCCUUGUCAUUUGAUUGGAGGAUUGUUGGUCAUGCGGCAUUCAUUAAUCGAACCAUUGCAUGGCCUACAUUAUAACCGUGCAUUUUUGGUUCCGUUCACCAUGCAUUUCCGUCCCAUCCCUUUUAAUCUAUUGCACGCCGCGCGCACGCUAAGACAUGCAGGGGCCUGCUUUGUAUGAUGUUUGCACUAUAUAGCAUGUGUUAUAGCAGUAGAAAAGUUGCCUUUGAAGUUGAUACGGGUGCCAAGCUUGAUAUCUUUUUUGCAUUGUUUUAAGAACUUACAAUGUUAAUUUUCUUUAUUGUCAAUGAUUUGACUUUUAAAACUUAAUAACUUUCUGUACUAAUUACAUCACGCAAUGUUUACCGCAGUGCAUUGUGGGAUUGGCCAAGUUGACUCAAAACCAACUCAGUCUGGGUCAACUCGGUCCCCAGUCAACUCGUCCCAGGUUCCAAACAAAAUAGGGGGAGAAAAUUUCUGCAAUUUUAUUCACAGAACGUGAUCUGUUUCCUUUUUGUGUAUGUAUUUCCCGAGGUUAACCUUUUGAUGUACUUAUUUGGUUUAAUCAUUGAUUUCGAGGUUAUACCGAUUGUACUGUCUUACUUGAAGCAGCGUGUUUCCCUGCCAGCGGCUGCCACAGCAAGUCAGUCGUUGCCCGCUGUACUACGCAACAUACACUAGUCAUGCGCGCUGUAUACACGUAGUGAGGUGUGAUAUAUGGCCAUCGUGACUAGCAUUGUGCAUACCUAAAUUUUUCGUUAUUUUUAAGAAUCAUCGACCUGAAAUAUAGUUUAGAUUAAUGAAGACUUUGUUUUAACACAUUUGAGGGUCAUUUUCAAUAGCUUAAGUGGCGCAAAUGAAAAUAAAUCAGACCCAAAAUACACAAUACUAUAUGUUUUCUUCAGCAA